Loa loa (African eye worm) is the source of this 240-nucleotide messenger RNA. RefSeq lists its product as hypothetical. NCBI's taxonomy places the organism in Eukaryota, Metazoa, Nematoda, Chromadorea, Rhabditida, Onchocercidae. The coding region runs from base 1 to 240 and encodes 79 amino acids. The record is from RefSeq and is a predicted model, not a curated record. The transcript has 2 exons.
AUGGGAGAUAUGAAAUAUAUGUUGCUAUUAUUGGUUAUCUUGCUUGUUUUCGAAUCUGUAGAAUCGUUUGGCUGGGGAUACCCGAGAUACGGAUAUUACGGCGGAUAUAGGCCUUACGGUGGAUACAGAUCCUUUGGUGGAUAUGGACCUUAUGGUGGUGGAUGGUCUUCACCAUUUGGGAGAGGGAUGUUUGGUCGAGGAUUCGGUGCAAUUGGAUCGAUAUUUGGCAAAAAGAAAUAA